Dufourea novaeangliae is the source of this 4680-nucleotide messenger RNA. It is a transcript of the gene Khc, whose product is annotated as kinesin heavy chain. Gene Ontology annotation, biological process: microtubule-based movement. The record is from RefSeq and is a predicted model, not a curated record. Bases 438 to 3407 code for a protein of 989 amino acids. The transcript is spliced from 14 exons. Gene Ontology annotation, molecular function: microtubule binding; ATP binding; microtubule motor activity. Lineage: Eukaryota; Metazoa; Arthropoda; Insecta; Hymenoptera; Halictidae.
UUGCGUUUGCGUUAAACUUUGUCUAGACAGUCUAGAGUCUAGGCUCUCUCAUCGAUUGCUUUUUAGAAAAGCAAGUUAUAAUCAAAUACCUCUGAUACCGGACCAUGGUCUAUAUAGUAGUAAUGCAUUAGAAAGUAAAACCGUCGCGUGCAAACCAUCGUCCAUGUUUCUUGUCCGGUCCGCGAGCAAGUACGGUUGCCGAUUCUCACCUUUGCACAGGCAAAUCAGCCGAGCCGCAAACUUAUCGAGUAACGGCAGCCAUCUUUGCUGCUCAGAAACGGGCUGUGGUUUGUGACAGAGAGACGGUAGUGGUUCUUCAUGCAGUUCACGAGACCAUCCCGUCGCCUAUGUACCCUACAAGAGAUUGGAAAUCAUUCUUAAGUGUGGCUAACUAGAAGAAUUAACGAACUCGUGUCACGAAUCCGGGCUACCGAAAUAUGGCAAUGGAGACGCCAAGGGAGCGUGAGAUCGCCGCGGAGGACAGUAUUAAGGUAGUCUGCAGGUUUCGACCUUUGAACGACUCCGAGGAAAAGGCUGGCUCUAAGUUCAUCGUGAAAUUUCCCUCCGGCGGCGAGGAAAAUUGCAUCUCCAUCGGGGGAAAAGUAUAUCUUUUUGACAAAGUAUUUAAACCAAAUGCUACUCAAGACAAAGUAUACAAUGAAGCAGCUAGAUCAAUUGUCACAGAUGUGUUGGCAGGAUACAAUGGCACUAUUUUUGCAUAUGGUCAAACAUCUUCAGGGAAAACGCACACAAUGGAAGGUGUUAUUGGAGAUCCAAAUAAACAGGGUAUUAUUCCCAGAAUUGUUAACGACAUUUUCAAUCAUAUUUAUGGUAUGGAAGAAAAUUUGGAAUUUCAUAUCAAGGUAUCAUAUUUUGAAAUCUAUAUGGAUAAAAUCAGAGAUCUUCUUGAUGUGUCUAAAGUGAAUUUAAGUGUACAUGAAGACAAAAACCGAGUUCCAUUCGUGAAAGGAGCGACAGAGCGCUUUGUAUCUAGUCCCGAAGAAGUGUUCGAAGUUAUAGAGGAAGGAAAAUCGAAUAGGCAUAUUGCUGUGACUAAUAUGAAUGAGCACAGUUCGCGUUCUCAUUCUGUGUUCUUGAUAAACGUUAAACAAGAAAAUUUAGAAAAUCAAAAAAAGCUUUCCGGAAAGUUAUACCUUGUUGACUUGGCUGGUUCAGAAAAGGUCUCUAAAACUGGAGCAGAAGGCACCGUGCUCGAUGAAGCGAAAAAUAUUAAUAAAUCGCUAUCAGCGCUUGGCAACGUAAUUUCAGCUUUAGCCGAUGGCAACAAAACUCACAUUCCUUAUCGUGAUUCAAAGUUAACUCGAAUUUUACAAGAAUCUCUUGGGGGCAAUGCUAGAACUACAAUUAUCAUUUGCUGCUCACCAGCUAGCUUUAACGAAUCCGAAACAAAAUCUACCUUAGAUUUUGGUAAACGUGCUAAGACUAUUAAGAAUGUUGUAUGCGUUAAUGAGGAAUUGACCGCUGAAGAAUGGAAACGUCGUUACGAGAGAGAAAAAGAAAAGGCAGCUAGAUUCAAAGGAAAAGUUGAAAAAUUGGAAGCUGAACUAUCACGUUGGCGUCAGGGUGAAACCGUUAAAAUAGAAGAACAAGUCAAUUUGGUUGAAGCACCAGAUGUUACAACACCAAUUAAUGUGUCCAUUGAAGGUAAAAUUGACGAUGGCCCAAUGCCAGCUACACCUGGUGGCAGCCUGAUGGCUGGUUCCUUGUCCAACGAAGAACGACAGAAACUGGAAGAAGAACGCGAAAGACUGUAUCAACAACUGGACGAUAAGGAUGAGGAAAUUAACCAGCAAUCGCAGUAUGUCGAGAAACUAAAAGAACAAAUGGACGAACAAGAAGAAUUGAUUGCUAGUGCAAGGCGGGACUACGAACAACUUCAACAAGAAAUGAAUCGAAUACAACACGAGAAUGAAAGUGCUAAAGAAGAAGUUAAAGAAGUUCUACAAGCACUCGAAGAACUGGCAGUUAAUUACGAUCAGAAAUCUCAGGAGGUUGAAAUGAAAAACAAAGAACAGGAAGCUUUAACGGAAGAAUUAUUAACGAAAGAAGUAGCAUUGAACACUACUACGUCAGAAUUACAGCAAUUGCGAGAUAUGUCCGCGCAUCAGCGAAAACGUAUCGCAGAAAUGUUAGCCAACUUCUUAAAAGAUUUGGGUGAAAUUGGAGUUGCUAUUGGCGGCGACGAGAACCUGAAGGUUGCGCCGGAAAGCAAUGGUAAACUUGAAGAGGAAUUCACAGUGGCGAGACUUUUCAUUAGCAAAAUGAAAUCAGAGGUGAAGAAUUUGGUACAACGUUGCCAAGGAUUAGAAAGUUUCCAAGUAGACUGUAACAAGAAAGUUGCUGAAUAUGAAAAAGACUUGGCCGAAUGUCGUCUACUCAUCUCGCAACACGAGGCUCGUAUGCAGACAUUAACGGAAUCGAUGAAGGUAGCAGAUGCACGUAAACGUACUUUGGAAGAGGAUGUCGAUGCUUUACGCGAAGAGUGUGCUAAGCUGAAGGCUGCGGAGCAGGUACAAGCAGUUACGAAUAAAGAAAAAGCGGAAGAAAAAGAAGCGGCGACGAAGAUGAGAGUGGCAUUGGAAGAACAAAUGGAUCAGUUGCGAGACGCUCAUCAGAAACAGGUUGCUGCGCUUAGAGACGAACUUUCUGAAAAGCAAGACUUAAUCAGCGAGCUCAAAGAUUUGAAUCAGAAAUUCACGUUAGCCCAUCAACAAAUGCAAGCUGACUACGAACGAUUAAAGCAGGAAGAAGCGAACAAGUCGGUGAAACUGCAAGAACUAAUCUUGCUUAAUGAACGCCGUGAACAAGCCAGAAAGGAUCUCAAGAGUCUGGAAGAAACGGUAGCCAAAGAACUUCAAACAUUACACAAUUUGCGUAAAUUAUUCGUCCAGGAUCUACAGACUAGAAUAAAGAAGACUAUGAACUCUGAGGAUAACGAAGACGACGUUGGAACGCUUACGCAGAAACAGAAGAUUUCAUUCCUCGAGAAUAAUUUGGAUCAACUUACAAAGGUCCACAAGCAACUUGUUAGGGAUAACGCUGACCUUCGCUGCGAAUUACCGAAGCUUGAAAAGAGACUGCGAGCUACGAUGGAACGAGUGAAAGCCCUUGAAACGGCAUUGCGAGACGCCAAGGAGGGCGCGAUGCGAGACCGUAAACGCUACCAGUUCGAGGUAGAUAGAAUCAAGGAAGCUGUCAGACAGAAAAGUUUGGCUCGUCGCGGACCUAGCGCACAGAUUGCUAAACCGAUCAGGGCCGGUCAACAUCACAACUUAAGCAACGUUAACGUUAUUAGAACAGGAAACCGUGAAAACGUAUGCAAGAAAGUUUUCAUCGAUGAAAAGAAAAGAGUUCCGGAGACUCUGAUUUGUAGUGGAUACACAUAAAUGUUACGAUUAUAUAGUAAGGGCAAUAGACGUAAUAUAUCCGCAAGGAGCACCGCCAGUUCUUUUUAUUUGUCUCGAAACAAGCAUGUACUUAGGUAUAUUCAAAUAUGUGCAUUAAGUUAUGAAAUUAGCGCUGCAUGUCCCAUCGACUUGUACAUAGUUAAUUUUUAUAAAUUAUUUAAUUUAAUGUCAUGCACGACAAAUAAAGGUGAAUGUCUAUCAAAUAAACACGCAAAGGCCUCUCGUAGAAAGUAUUUCGCUUAUUCGUAUCGGAAUUUUUGUACCACUAUGUGUCCCGUUUCUGAUAUAAAUAUCAUCAAAAAAGAAAAGACAAAGUAAAUUCCACUUAUCGUUAGAUAAGAAGUAAAUUCUUGCUAUUCGUCAAAAAUAUGUUUUGAUCGACUUGUCUUUAGUAGUUUUUUUUAUUAAAUCUGUUAUUGGCAUUAAAAAAUUGUAAACGAACGAGGCCGUACUAUUUAACAUUUGGUAGGUAUCGCUAACGUGAGAUACGAUCGGACAUGCGGCCUUGAGAAACAUUGUAGGUAUGAUUGUGGCUUAUAAGUAUUUGUAAUUGUAAGAAUUCUCUCCAUUGCUAUCGACAAACUCGUGACUAAAAAUUAAUUCCAGGCCUUCUUGGAGGACUCGCUUAACCGAUCGUUAAGUUUGCCGGUCACUCUAAAGAUUACUGAAGGUUUACGAGCCAAUGGGCUUUACGAGAGAAAGUUUUCGACAGAACAAUUUCAUCCCAAUCUUCAUUCACGUUUAUUUUUAUUAAUUAUAUACAAUCUAGCUUUCAUUGAAUCGAUCUUUGUAUAAUCAUUUAAUUUAAAUUAAUUUAUUUUCGCUUAUUCUUGUUUAUAUCAGAGGCUUCUAUACUACAUUUAAAACCCCGCAGUCCAACGAAAUUUGGUCUGUAGAACAAAGUCUUUUGUUUUAGAUAAACAAGUAGUUUACAUUUCUUCAUGUUGAGCUUGUGCUCAGAAGUUACCUAAAUAUAUAAUUAAAAGUAUACCUAAUUCUGAGCUCUUGCAUAGGUCUGCUUAAGUUCCUAAAACCUGCUGCAGGCCACUAGUAAGUCGCUCACACGUAUUUCAUUUUUUCUUUCCAGAGUAGUCAAGUACAUCGUACACACACACGCAUACAUGUGCAUUUUUUUUUACUGAACUCUUACCUAAUAUUCAUCAAUAAUUAGUGCUUUUUAUCUAUUUUUUGUAACAACUUUAUUUAUGAUUCCCUUAGAAAUUUUCAAGUCACGUAUACUUGAUAUAUUAUC